CGACAGGGCUUGCACAACCUUAAAAGAACUCUGGCGGCUCGUUGGCCAACUUCUAUUUUCAGACGCUCUUGGGCUUCCUGUGUGUUUGCUGCAACUGGAGCCUAAAAAAAGCCCAGCCCCCAUCAGAUACUACUACAGUGUUCCAGAGAGUAUGCAGCUUAUAACAUUAGCAAACUGCAGACACCGGAGAUAACAAGCAUCUGGAACCAGGAGAUAACAAGCAACAGGAGCCACUCGACCAACAUUGGAGAACAUGCUGCUAAACUUCAACUUUUUUGUAAUUCUCCUGCAAAUACUGAUCAUUCCCUUUGCUCUGCUGAUCACUUGGGCCAUUUACUGUGAUCUCUCCAAGUCUGAGAUUCCUCCUGGGAUUGACCAGCCUAUGAAGCUUCGCAUUCUUAACUGGCUCAUGAUUCUUUCAUCAUUCCUGGGGAAGAUUCUGGAGAAUCUACACCUGUGCACUGAGAUUCACUUCAUCCGCUACACCCAAGAAGGAAAGAGAAUGGGAGAGGACCCCGAGCUUGACAUUCAGGACCUGGUGUUUGAGGACAUCCCUGUAAGGGUUUACCAGCCACGGGGCCCAAGAGAAAGAAGAGGAGUCAUCUACUUCCAUGGAGGAGCUUGGAUGUUCGGCAGCAUCAAUUCCUAUGACCACCUUUGCCGCUACAUUGCCAAAGAAAGUGAUUCAGUGGUGCUUUCUGUCGGGUAUCAUUUGGCCCCCGAGGAGAAAUAUCCAUCCCAGUUUAAGGACUGCCUGACUGCCAGCAUACAUUUUAUGAAAACCGCCAAAGACUAUGGGGUUGACCCAGCCUGCAUCGUCAUCAGCGGAGACAGUGUCGGAGGGAAUCUUGCCGCCUCUGUGUGCCAAGCAUUAGUGACCAGAUCUGGCGUCCCGCGGCCACUUGCUCAGAUUCUGAUCUAUCCUGGCCUCCAAGCACUAGAUUUCAACCUGCCUUCGUACCAGCAAAACCGAGCCGUCCCCAUCUUGUACCGGGAGCACGUCGUUGGCGCAGCCUUGCGGUAUCUCAAUAAGGACUUAUCGGUGUUGGAAAGCGUUGUGCAGGGCUGCCAUGUUCCCAGAGACAUAAGAAUGAGAUUUGGGAAGUGGAUCAGCUCAGAGAACAUCCCCAAUGAGUUUAAGGUCAGAGGCUACAAGCCACCUACGGCCGCUUCCUAUGAGGACAACAUCUAUGAAGUGGUGAAGCAAGCGCUAGAGCCAACUUUCUCUCCACUCAUGGUAGAUGACGUUGUGGUCGGCCAGCUUCCAAAAACAUGCAUUGUAACUUGUGAGUAUGAUGUUCUACGGGACGAUGGCAUCCUCUACAAGAAAAGACUGGAGGACAAUAGGGUACCGGUCACCUGGUACCACAUUGAAAAUGGAUUUCAUGGGGUGAUAAGUCUAUUUGAUGGAUUUCUAUCAUUUCCUUCUGGGAAAAGGGGGUUAGACAGCAUUAUAGCAUUUCUAAAAGACUUAUGAGCAUUUUUAAAAAAUAAAAUAAAAAUAAAAUCAUGA
Messenger RNA from Lacerta agilis (Sand lizard), 1513 nucleotides. Its product is annotated as arylacetamide deacetylase-like 4. Bases 254 to 1477 code for a protein of 407 amino acids. NCBI's taxonomy places the organism in Eukaryota, Metazoa, Chordata, Lepidosauria, Squamata, Lacertidae. Gene Ontology annotation, molecular function: carboxylic ester hydrolase activity. The transcript is spliced from 4 exons. Gene Ontology annotation, cellular component: membrane. The record is from RefSeq and is a predicted model, not a curated record.